This is a messenger RNA of Planococcus citri (citrus mealybug), 1279 nucleotides long. RefSeq lists its product as uncharacterized. Lineage: Eukaryota; Metazoa; Arthropoda; Insecta; Hemiptera; Pseudococcidae. The transcript has 4 exons. Bases 241 to 1140 code for a protein of 299 amino acids. Gene Ontology annotation, molecular function: enzyme activator activity. Gene Ontology annotation, biological process: lipid catabolic process; digestion. Gene Ontology annotation, cellular component: extracellular region. The record is from RefSeq and is a predicted model, not a curated record.
AUGGCUACUUGGCUAGUGUGGCUAGCGAGUUGAGUUAUCGCAGUUGCUAUCGCUAUCGAUAUCGCUGUUACGAGCAACUUCACACACCACGCAUUAACACUAGUAUAUAGGCACAGUACGUAAGUGCAAGUCUACGUCUCUACGUCUUCGUUCGCUAACAUCGUCAAUUCGUAGUUCAUUCGUCGACUUGAGAAACAGAUACGAUAACAUACAACCGCGAGCGCGUCUUGUUUUCGAAAAAUGUCCGGUUUACGAGUGAAAUCAAAUCGGUCAACGCCGGCGUCGGCGCCGUUUCGAGUGUCCCUAUCUACUACGAUAUCGAUGGUGGCCGUUAUUUUUACCUUAAUGCAUUCCGAUUACGGCGGUGGAAGUGCGACAGCUCAAGAAUUCGUCUAUCCGGGCCAAGCGAAAAGCGAACGCGAUCUGUCGACGUGCGCACCGUACGAGAUAUGCAGCGUCGUACACAAGCGUUACUGGUUCUCCAUUAAAGUGGAAAGAUUGUGUCGAUGCGACGUCGAUGGCCAGGAAUGUCCCAACAGCUGGUCCGACGACAACGACGAAAACGGCGAGCCGGAUAAGUACACGAUGGCGCUGAAUAAUCGAGCACAGAUCAAAUUUUGCGAACCGAUCACCGCGCUGCCAAAUUGCCUACAACAACAAUCGCCGGCGGAAGACGAAAACUCCAUCAAUACGACGACGUCGUCGACGGCAGCGCCGGUACCGGUGGAGCGGUUUUUGCACGUGAUCAACGAAACUCGCACCGAAACAUCGUCCAUUGAUAACGCUACGACGAAAAAUUACAAGCUCACCUCGAAAGCGGAAUGUUACUGCCCGCCACACAAUACUUGGAUAGCGCACACGCAUCGAAAAAAUCAAACAUCGGCAGCCGUCAGCCAUUCUUCCACGUCGUACCGUUGCUCCCGAUUACCUAAAUGUAAAGCCGGCGAUACGUGCGGUUACGAACGCAUCGAUCUUUAUUCCAAUUACUACAAGUGUUCCUGCCCUUACGGCUAUCUUUGCCUGCGUUCGGAUCAAUCGACCGGUGCCUCUGCAGCCCUCGACACCGAUACCCGUCCAGUCAACGAGAUGCUGUACCAAGGUCCGGCUUUUCUCACCUACUGCCGAAAGCGAUACGAUUAGCUGAGUAGUGACUCAACUGACUGCUUGUGUACCCUUCUGUGUCUACUUAUACACAUACCUAUAUUAUGUACAAUUACCAAUAUCUAUCUAUCUAUUAAUCCACUCAUCCACGUUGCAAUAAAAUAUAAAUCGUAAAAUA